AUGUCGAAGAUCUCCAAGGUCAACCAUGCGGCGGGCAUCUUCGCUGACAUCUCCGUCGAUGGCCCUAUUAUCGGUACCUUGGUCGCUAUUAUCGAUCGAGCCAAGAAUCUACCCAACCGGAAGACUAUGGGCAAGCAGAAUCCCUAUGCUGCUGCACGAUUGGGCAAGGAAGCAAAGAAGACACAAACAGACUUGCGAGGAGGACAAACGCCGCGAUGGGACUCGGAACUCCGAUUUACUGUGCAUGAAUCCCCCGAUUACUUCAAGCUCAAGGUCUCUGUGUUCAAUGACGAUAAGAAGACCGACUUGAUCGGCGAGACCUGGAUCGAUUUACAAAGCUUGAUCAUCCCAGGCGGUAGCCAGAAUGAUCACUGGCACCCACUUCAGUACCGUGGGAAAUAUGCAGGGGAUAUCCGAAUGGAAAUGACUUACUACGACACCAGAGAACAAGACGAGGUCCUGAUUGGACGCCGACAAGAAGCCGCUGACCGGGUCCAAGGCAAAGUCCCUAGUACUCCGAGCAACACGGGUUUAUCUGGUCCCCGACAAUUGAAAGAUGUCAAGCGACGACCCUUGCCCAGCGGCCCUGCAGGGCCCCCGCCAAGACCAGCUCCUCUGGAACAAGCUCACUCUGCGCCUCCACUUCACCACCCGGCCCCGUCGAGACCUGCCCUUCCUGAACAUUCAAACACCCUACCUAGUGCUCCAGACACCAUCCCCUAUGCCCCAAGACAAUCAGAGCCUGUAUACGAUGCAUCAUCUUAUCGCGCACCUUCUCCUGUCCCACCUCCCUCCCGGGGCGGGUAUGACGGUGCCGAUAACUACACUCAAGAAUGGGACACUGCAGUUGUUGCUCCUCUCCGCCGACAAACCACCCAUGAACUGCCUUAUGCCUCCAAUGAAGUUAUUGAAACCUCAUAUGACUCGCGUUUAUUGCAGCAGCAGCAGCAGCAAGAACAAGAACUGCAGCGACAACAAGAACUGCAGCGACAACAAGAACUGCAGCGACAACAAGAACUGCAGCGACAACAAGAACUGCAGCGGCAACAAGAACUGCAGCGGCAACAAGAACUCCAGCGGCAACAAGAACUCCAACAGCAACAAGAACUCCAGCGGCAACAACAACUGGAACAACAACAACUGGAGCAGCAACAACUGGAACAACAACAACAACAACAAUUGGAACAACAACAACUGGAACAACUGCAACUGCAACUGCAGCAGCAGAAACAACAACAACAACAACAACAACAACAACAACUGCAGCAUCAUCCCGAGUAUGAUCAGCCGCCUUCGAGAGACUAUCGCCUCGCCAGACAAAACCAGUACGAGGCAGAUCUCCAUCAGGAAGUGCCAUACAAUUCUACACGUCAAAGUCUCUAUGCUCAAAUAGAGCAACCUCGAUACGAUCCAGAUCCCAUGCCAUAUGAGGCAACGCAUACAUACGAGGUGCCAGCUUCGGGCUUUCUGCCUUCCUCUUUAGGGCCAGUGGAUGACCCGAGGUACCAUCCACACAGAGUUCGGCCUCUACAAAUCACUGCUCAUGGUCAUGAUUACCACCCAGAGUACGCCGGAAUGCAACCACGAGUAGAGGAUGAAGAUGAUGACGGACCGCCCCCUCCUCCACCGGCACACCGAUCACGAAGGCCGCACUCUCUGCUGCCCACACCGAAAACGUCGCCCCGCCCCUAUGCACCCUAUACACCCCAAUCGACUGCUCGAUCUUCAGUCCCCCACGUGCCAUCGAACAUGCCUACCCCGUCCCACCGCGAUCGCUAUCAGGAGCCCUCUUCAAUGGGAAACUCCACAGCAAUGCCCGCAAGCCUUGUCGCAGGUUAUGAACCGGAAGACUCAUCUGAGAGAGUAGCACUCGAGCGAUCAGUCAACAGACGCAGCACCCACUGGGACGAUGAGAUGAUGAUUUCCCAGCCGCCUGCACCAGUUCCUGUAUCGGCACCUGUUCACUACGAUGCUCCUGUCUAUCCCCUGCGAACAUCGCCCCAGCCUAUUGAACAAAGACCAACUUCUAGCAGAGGUGGAUCUGUCAGUCCUAAUAUGCGGGCCGUGACCCGGAAGUCGGUCAGUCCGCGGCCCUCUUCUUCAGACGUCCGCGGUGGCUCUUCAAUCCCUUUCUCACCAGACUCUUACAUCUCUCUAAAUCCAAAUGCCUCCCACGCUCCCGGCCGAGAUCCUUCCCCGGCAUACGACUCGCCUUCGCAAGCCAGAGAUGCCGUGAUACGCGGAAAGACUGAGCCCCAUCGAGACGUAGAUCACCCAAUUAUCGGGGAUGAUGGUCGUGAGAUUGACCCCUCUGACCAUCUUCCCACCGAUACAUGGGCGCCUGAACCAGAGAGGAAGAACCGCAAGCCAGAGGUUAUCAUCCGCUUCAAACACUCGCCUCGGCCAACUUCUAGAGGAAACGAUGCUCCCUCAUCACGCAGCACAGGCCCGCCACGCGUCGGAUUUAGAACAGAAACCACUACCUACCCGUCGGAUCGCCCAGUUCAAUAUACACCCACCCAUGUGCACGCAAGUCCAGGGGCAAUGGUUCGAACACCACCUCGUCCGGACUACGCGCGUGAGCGCUCUAAUAGCUACGUGCAAAGUCGAGCCUACAACACCCCCACUUCGACUGAGCGGCCGCGCUCUUCCCGAGGCUCUGUCUCGCCCUCUCCGGGUUCUCGUACGCCACUGUAUGACUACAGCCCAGGUCCCCCGAUUCCAAACAAGGUUCCAAUCACCGGAGGAAGUCCAAGCUACCCCGUCAUGUCUGGCAAUGCAAAUGGAAAUGGCCGCAUGGAUGCCCUGAGUCGAGAGCUGAGUACGAUUGACAUUGGCUCUGCGGCGUGCAGCCCUGGCCGGGGGGCGGUUCGAAAGUACGUACCAAGGCAACCAGCGUCGAUAGGCUAUGCCAGGUAA
Molecule: messenger RNA, 2919 nt
Organism: Penicillium hordei
Lineage: Eukaryota; Fungi; Ascomycota; Eurotiomycetes; Eurotiales; Aspergillaceae
Exons: 2
Coding region: 1-2919 (972 amino acids)
Source: RefSeq, a predicted model, not a curated record